AGUUUGAUAGUUUACCCAUGUCGCCCCGCUCCAGCUGGUGACUGAGGCCUGGAGGGAAAGAUGAGUUCCCAGGACCUGCUCUCUGCGGAGUGGACGGAUUGUCCCGGAGACGCCGGGGACGACAGUCCCUCCCCGGCGAGGAGGGACAGGACUGGCUUUGGAGAAUGCAAACGCCACCUGGCCUUCGGGACCGGCGGCGGCGGCGGCCCGGAGGCUGAGGACUCGGACGCGGCCCAGCUCUUCCCGCUGAUGGAGACCAAGCUGCUGAAUCGGAGGUGGGCGAUGCUGCUCGUCUUCUGCCUCUACUCCAUGAGCAACGCCUUCAUGUGGCUGCAGUACGGCAUCAUCAGCAACAUCUUCACGCGCUUCUACGGCGUCGGCGCCGCCGCAGUCGACUGGCUCUCCAUGGUCUACUUCCUGACGUACGUCCCGCUCGUCCUGCCCGUCACCUGGAUGCUGGACCGGCGGGGCCUCCGCGACGUGGUGGUGGCCGGCGCCGCCUUCAACUGCAUCGGCGCCUGGAUCAAGACCGGCACGGCCGACCCCGCCAUGUUCGCCAUGACCUUCCUGGGGCAGUUUGUGUGCUCGGUGGCCACGGUGUUCGUCCUGGGCGUCCCGUCCCGGCUGGCCUCGCUGUGGUUCGGGCAGCAGGAGGUGUCCACGGCGUGCUCCAUCGGCGUUCUGGGAAACCAGAUGGGCAUCGCCAUCGGGUUCCUGCUGCCCCCCAUCCUGGUGCCCAACGUGGACGAUAUGGACAGCCUGGCCCACCACAUCAGAAUCAUGUUCUACAUCAGCGCCGGCGCGGCCACGCUCAUCUUCGUCCUCGUGGUCAUCGUGUUCCAGGAGAGACCAGAGAUCCCCCCCUCCCAGGCCCAGGCCCAGGCCCGCAGCAUGCAGCCCGAUGAGUACUCCUACAUGGCCUCCAUCCUCAGACUCCUGCGGAACAAGCCCUUCAUGCUGCUGGUGAUCAGCUACGGGCUGAACGUCGGCUGCUUCUAUGCUAUUUCCACAUUGUUGAACCGGAUGAUCAUUGAACACUACCCUGGGGAAGAGGUGAAUGCUGGGAGAAUCGGCCUGACCAUCGUCAUUGCUGGCAUGGCGGGUUCGCUCAUAUGUGGCAUCUGGCUGGACAAGACCAAAACCUACAAGCAGACCACCCUGGUGGUGUACGUCCUGUCCCUGGCCGGCAUGCUGAUCUACGCCUUCACCCUCAACCUGGGCCACCUGUGGGUGGUGUUCGUCACGGCUGGGCUUUUAGGCUUCUUCAUGACGGGAUAUCUGCCUCUGGGCUUUGAGUUCGCGGUGGAGCUGACCUUCCCAGAGUCAGAGGGAACCUCGUCUGGUCUGCUGAACUGCUCCGCUCAGAUUUUUGGAAUCAUUUUCACCAUCGCUCAAGGGAAAAUUAUUGAUAGAUGGGGAACCUUGGCUGGAAACAUCUUCCUGUGUAUCUUUCUGCUCAUAGGAACAGUGAUGACGGGAUUCAUCAAAUCUGACCUUCGGCGGCAGAAGGCCAACCUGCAGAUGGACGUGCAGACAGUGAGUCCUGCAGGCUCCGUGUCGUCGGUGCAGGACUACGGGGCCACAGAGUGCAGCAGCCCCUGGCACAAAGCCAGCACAACCUCAUUUAGAGCAAAACACACUGCAGCAGCCAAGAAAACCACCGCUGACCUGGAAGGAGGCGUCUCUCCACCCGAAAUCUUGAAAGAGGGGAAGCUAUAAGGAGGAAGCCGGACGGCGCUUUCUACUAAUAUGUUAACAAAAAACACAUCAACAUGCUGUGAACGGCGAGAGCACAAAGACUUGAUCCUGAUCCUGAACUGUCGUCUGUGGCACUUUCUGACCAUCAGAGCUGCUGUGCUCUUCAUGUACUGUGCGGACGCCAUGCCGCAGAACUCAACUCGAUGAUCUCCAGACUUCAACACAUGGCGAAGGAACUGGAAGGUUUUUAUAUUUCUACCAUACUAACAUCGUUCAAAAACUGCUUUCUUAAAAGAACAAUGACUUUAAAUGCCAUUAUAUGACAAUCAAACGCAACAAAAUCAAAUGAAAGCUGUAAAAGUGACCAAAAGGGGAUAUAAUGUUGCUAUCCCAUCUUUGACACUGGAACAGUGGUUCCCAGUCUUGGGUGUUGAGGAAAUCAUGCCUGCUGUUUACAUGCACGCUGAGUGGAUAAACACAGUUGAACCGCCUCCUCUGAUCAGAUAAAGUGUUUACAUGAUGCACUUUUAUUCAGACCCGUGUCUAAUUUAGUGAGUGUGAUGCUUCGGCCAAUCAGAUUAGAGAGUUUAUCUGCAGCUCUCUGUUGGGAUCCAAGGAAGAGAGACUGGGAACUGCUGUGCCUGGAAAAUAAGGAGAAUUUUCCAAAAACAAACCUAAAUAUGAUUUACUGUACACAGGGGACUAACACAACUAAGUUGUUGUGUAUUGUAGUAAUUUUCAUUAACGGCUGUCUUGCUGGGUUUUUUCAUCCUGAACUGUGACAUUACUGCACAUGUUGACCUGCUGGUUUACAACUGAAGCAAGUUUUUAAACUUCAAACUUACAAUAUUGAAGAUUUAAGUGAAGGCUUUCCGGUGCACUGGAUGGAGCAGGGAGUCUCUCAGGCCCCGUUUACACCAAGACUUUAAACUUUUGUAUCGUUUCGAUUGUCCGUUUACACGACAACGGUGCUCGGAGCUACUGAAAACGCAACUUUUUAACAACAGCUCCCGUGGUGGAACUUUUUGAAAACACUCCGACUCCUGUCUCUGUGCACACUACAGUAGUAGAAACAAGUUUUUAAACUCAGACUUUGUUUUCAAAGCGUAAAACGUGAAACUUUCCUGAAACGAAAACACUCAAAUGUUGCGUUUUCACCUGAAACGUUGUCGUGUAAACGGCGCUGAACUCUUGCUUUGCUAAUCAGACUGUAGAUAGCUGAAAGCUGUAAGUAGAACUUUAGUCUGUAUUAUUCUUUUGGAGUAAAAAUAUUCCAUGCUGUACCUUGAAGGGUUGAACGUCGUCGUCAUCGUAAUGCUGCUACUGAACUGACUCCAACAUUCAUCCAGCUUUCUUUAGCUUUACCUUUAGAUAGGUGUUAUUAAACGGUAUUUCCUGCCUUAACUAUUUAAGCUGUGCGUUCUAAUGUUGGACCAGUCUUCUGUGUAACUGAGCUCAAGUCUUUUCAUGGCUGAGGGCGUUUCUUUCUCUGCCCUGCUGUGAGAAUAAUCCCGGUGAAUGAAGGCUGUGGCUUUCCGGAGUAUUGCUCACAGUAAGAAUCUGAUCGAUGCCGUGCAUCCGAGUACACUGUGAAAGGUCAGUUUGGUUCCCCGUCUGCCGUAAUCCAUCUCUACAGGAAGAGAUUUCAGAACGAAAAAUGUCAGCACAAACAAACUUUGUAAAGAAAGAACUAUUUUGUGAGCUUUUUGUUUGUUUUUUUGUAGCUUGUAACGUGUUUCUGAGAAAUAUAACCAGUAUUUGUUGACAUUGACAUAUGUGACUCUUUCUGGUUGAAAUGCUGGAUUUCUUAAUAAUUCUCAUGUAAGAUACUGUUUUUUUGUGGGAAACAAAGGCAAUAAAAGCACAACUCUUCUCAUUCCAGGAUCUACUAAGUCUUAAUAUACUCGUAUUGUUACAGCUGUUAACUGUGUGGUUUUGCAGUGAAGCUUAUCUCAGUGAUUUCUAUAUUUUUAACCCUCUACUCAUGAUUAUUUGUCAAAAAUGAAGAAGUCAUCCCCCUGACCACCUGAUUUUUCAUGCUGCUCCCAACAAAGGAUGACCCGUCGCUCACUGUAGCAACCUGUUCAAGAGCGGAUUUUUUUUUUCAUCAUUUUUUUUAAGCUGUAAACUGAUUAAAAUGGCA
This is a messenger RNA of Salarias fasciatus (jewelled blenny), 3841 nucleotides long. RefSeq names its product FLVCR choline and putative heme transporter 2a (gene flvcr2a). Gene Ontology annotation, molecular function: heme binding; heme transmembrane transporter activity. NCBI's taxonomy places the organism in Eukaryota, Metazoa, Chordata, Actinopteri, Blenniiformes, Blenniidae. Gene Ontology annotation, cellular component: membrane. The record is from RefSeq and is a predicted model, not a curated record. Gene Ontology annotation, biological process: heme export; transmembrane transport. The transcript is spliced from 12 exons. Bases 61 to 1719 code for a protein of 552 amino acids.